AUGUCUGUGGCUGCUGCCUUGUCUGCCUUUGGAUCUUUGAACGGCUCCCUGUUUGCUGGUGGACGAAUUGUGUCCGUGGUUGCCAGAGAAGGACUUUUGCCGGACAUUCUAUCCAUGGCCCAUGUGCGCAGACUGACUCCCUCUCCAUCGCUCAUCUUCACCACCUUCAUCUCCUUGGUCGUUCUCCUGUCUGGGGAUUUUAAAACCAUUGUCAACUACUCAAGCUUUGUUGGCUGGUUCUUCUACGCCGUGACAGUAUCGUGUGUCAUCUAUCUCCGCAUUAAGAAACCGUCGCUUCCCAGACCAUACAAAGUUUUCAUCUUACUGCCUGUGCUGGUUGUGGCGGCAUCGAUCUUUUUUGUUCUGACGCCCAUUUUAGACAAUCCGCAGUUAGAAUAUUUGUACGUGGCUUUAUCCCUCUUAAGCGGAAUCAUCCUCUACAUUCCUUUCAUUCAUUACAAAGUGUGUCCUCGCCUCUUAACCAAGCUCACCGUGUUCCUACAAGUCUUUCUGGAAGUUUCACCGGCAGAGAAAAAUGUCUAA
Molecule: messenger RNA, 543 nt
Organism: Knipowitschia caucasica
Lineage: Eukaryota; Metazoa; Chordata; Actinopteri; Gobiiformes; Gobiidae
Source: the annotation of a GenBank genome assembly